Macadamia integrifolia is the source of this 964-nucleotide messenger RNA. RefSeq lists its product as uncharacterized. The record is from RefSeq and is a predicted model, not a curated record. The coding region runs from base 38 to 733 and encodes 231 amino acids. The transcript has a single exon. NCBI's taxonomy places the organism in Eukaryota, Viridiplantae, Streptophyta, Magnoliopsida, Proteales, Proteaceae.
GGAAGGCAGUAGAACAAACAAUACCUAUUACACGCUCAUGGCUGCUCAACGAAGGUCCGUCUUCUUCCUCCUAUCACCUCUGGUGGUUAUAGCAAUCACAGCCGUGCAAAGUGUCAAUGGCGUGGAAUACCAAGUAAUCAACAACGCCACCGGAACAGCCGGAGGAACCCGGUUUUCGAACGAAAUCGGCGUCAAAUACAGCAAACAGACCUUAAUAUCAGCCACCCAAUUCAUCUGGCGAACCUUCCAGGAGACGAGUAAGGCUCAAAGGAAGAGCGUAGAGAGAGUGACCAUGAUAGUGGAGACCAUGGAUGGAGUGGCUUACGCUAGCAACAACGAGAUCCACGUCAGUGCCAACUACAUCGGAAGCUACUCCGGCGACGUAAAGACUGAAAUCACCGGCGUUCUCUACCAUGAGAUGACUCACGUGUGGCAGUGGAACGGCAAUGGGCAGACUCCAGGUGGUUUGAUCGAAGGUAUUGCAGACUACGUGAGGUUGAAAGCAGGGUAUGCGCCUUCCCAUUGGGUGAAACCGGGUGGAGGGGAUAGGUGGGACCAAGGGUACGAUGUCACUGCUUACUUCCUGGAUUACUGUAACAGUCUCAGGAAUGGAUUCGUGGCUGUUCUCAACAAAAGGAUGAGGACAGGUUACAGUGUCUCUUUCUUUCAGGAACUGUUGGGGAAGACGGUGGACCAACUCUGGUCUGAUUACAAGGCCAAGUAUGGGAAUUAAGAUUAAAGGGAAGGUAAUUGAAUGUGCUCCUGUGUGGCGCUAAGGUUUCAUAUGGCAAAAAAAAAAUAAAUAAAUAAAUAAUAGAAUGGUGGUUGGCCGGUUGGGAUUGGUCAAGGUCAGUUCCAUUCUAGAUCGGCUUAGAUUGACAGAAAUACCCCUGGAUUCAAUUAAAAAAAUAUAUUUUUUGCUGUCUUACUCUUUAUCUAUACUAAACACUACUAUGAUAUCGGC